AUGACAGCGGAGCAAUCCCUGUAACCUUUUACGAAAACGGCGCAACUAACGUGCGUAGCGACAAAGACAAGCGAGCCCGAAACCUAUGGGGAAGGAAUAAAAAAAGAAAUUAGUUAUCGUCGCACUCUGUGCCUAAAGACCAUCAUUUUCUGAGGAGGUCGCGGCCCCGGAGUCUCGGCGAGGACGCCGAAAUUUAACGGCAACGAGGGAGGUCUUUGAAUCAGUGCAGAUACGUUGAAUUCGUUGAGUAAAACUGGCAGAUUUUUACGUUGGACGGUCUGUAGGCUAGGGUAAAGCGAGGGAGCCGCCAUGGCAGUCGGAUCAUUGAGCCUCCACAUCGGGAUAUGAAGAGGAACCGCAUGUGUCCCGAAUCGUCAAGAAAACGCCGCAUUAACCUUUUAUUAUCGCCCCGGAUCAGCUCUCUUAACACCUGACCCUUCUUCAUUUUCGUGAAAUUGAUUCUGCACCCAGAAAGAAAUCGCAAUUGGUUUUAUUCGGGAUUGAAGAGGGGGGGCGGCCACAGGGAGAGGCCAGAUUCAUGACUAUUUUAGUCGGAGAUGUGUCUUCAGAAGGUCCGCUGAAAGAAACCCGGGAAUACAAGGAGGAGAUGCCGCUCUGAUUGACCGUUGGUGGUCAGGAAAAGGGCUCGUUUAUUAAGGGGGUAAGAGUGAAGGAGAAAGGGGUCUCUUUCUGCCCGUCCUGUUUUAAUCAUAACGCUAUUCGUAUACCGUCAUCCGUUUUUUGGAUGAGAAGGUUCGGCGAAUCGAUCAGCCCCGCCGUUUAAAAGCAAGCCACCGUCUCCCGAGUCGAGAGAGAGGAAUCUAAAGGGAUCCGAACAUGUCGGGUCGGCCCAGGACCACAUCCUUUGCGGAGAGCUGCAAACCAGUGCCGCAGCCCUCCGCUUUCGGCAGCAUGAAAGUCAGCAGAGAUAAAGAUGGCAGCAAGGUAACGUCGGUGGUGGCCACCCCGGGCCAAGGCCCCGACCGGCCACAGGAGGUGAGCUACACGGACACCAAGGUCAUUGGCAACGGCUCGUUUGGCGUCGUCUACCAGGCUAAACUCUGCGACUCCGGAGAGAUGGUGGCCAUCAAGAAAGUCCUGCAAGACAAGAGGUUCAAGAACCGGGAGCUGCAGAUCAUGAGGAAGUUGGACCACUGCAACAUAGUGCGCUUGCGCUACUUCUUCUACUCCAGUGGAGACAAGAAAGAUGAAGUAUAUCUGAAUCUGGUUCUGGACUACGUUCCUGAGACGGUCUACCGAGUGGCCAGACACUACAGCCGAGCCAAGCAGACUCUGCCCAUGGUUUAUGUCAAGUUGUACAUGUACCAGCUGUUCAGGAGCCUGGCCUACAUCCAUUCUUUUGGGAUCUGUCAUCGGGACAUCAAGCCCCAGAACCUGCUGCUGGAUCCCGAGACCGCUGUGCUCAAGCUCUGCGACUUCGGCAGUGCGAAGCAGCUGGUCCGCGGGGAGCCUAACGUGUCCUACAUCUGCUCUCGCUACUAUCGAGCCCCCGAGCUCAUCUUUGGUGCCACUGACUACACGUCCAGCAUAGAUGUGUGGUCAGCAGGCUGUGUUCUGGCAGAGCUGUUGCUAGGACAACCAAUCUUCCCUGGCGACAGUGGGGUGGAUCAAUUGGUUGAAAUUAUCAAGGUUCUCGGGACCCCAACCCGAGAGCAGAUUCGUGAGAUGAACCCCAACUACACCGAGUUCAAAUUCCCCCAGAUUAAGGCACAUCCUUGGACUAAGGUGAGUCAACAGGUGUUCCGGCCGCGUACGCCUCCGGAGGCCAUCGCCCUGUGCUCUCGCCUGCUGGAGUACACGCCCACGGCCCGCCUCACCCCUCUCGAGGCCUGCGCGCACUCUUUCUUCGACGAGCUGCGAGACCCCAACGUCAAACUGCCCAACGGGAGGGAGAAGCCCUCCCUCUUCAACUUCUCCACCCAGGAGUUAUCCAGUAAUCCCUCUUUGGCCUCCAUACUCCUCCCCGCCCACGCCCGCAACCAGGCCGCCGCCUCGACCCCAACCAACACCUCUGCCACCACAGAUGGCAGCAGCACAGAGCGAGGUUCCGGCACCACAACCGCCUCGGCCUCCACCUCCUGAGCCCACAGAUGACACGCCCCCCCCACCCCAGUCUCAGCCCCCCCGCCCACGGCCUCUCCAUUGCCUCGGCCAGGGGGGGGGGGUGAGCUCCGCUCCGCUCUCCUCCCUGACGGCAGCGGAGUGAUGCCGACGCUGUCCGGGCUCAACAGCUCGCCAACAGCCCCCACGCCACGACCACCAACGAAGCAUACCCCUGACUGGCCCUUCAUCCAGCUGCUUGAACUCUACUCCAUCACAGACGUCGCUCCAUACCCUUUCAGCGGGGAAGGAAAGUGCAGGGCCGGAGCCGUUGUCGACUGUACUAUUGAUAAGAGUACACUCUACAUGUAUACACAAUGCUAGCCUGCUCAUGUUUGUAAGAGGACAAUCUGUAGAAAAAGUCCUACGCUGUUCCCGUUUGGCCCCGCCCGCUAGCUGGCCGUCCCCCGUCUGUCCUCCUCCCCAUUGUGCCAUUUUUCUGCAUCCUUUUGACCUCUGACCUCAUGUGUCCCCUGGCCGAUCCCACCUAUGGUUCCUCCUGUAGUGCAUGGCCUGAGUAUGGUUCGGAUCACCCGGGGGUCAUCCGCCCUUUCACUUCUCACCUCCACAGACGAGGCAUGAGGCUCACUCACGGGUACACACACACACACACACAUAGACACACAUGGUGCAUGAUGAUCCUGAUGUAUGUGGAAAGAAGCAGUAGUCCUGGGGUAAUGUUUUAUUUUUUUUGCCUGGGGUUUUUAAAUGGUCAUGAAAGCUGUUUUACUCGACCUUGUUUUUAAUUUGAGUUUUGUCCUCCCGGGCAGAUGUUUCUGGAUUGCCACGUGCGAUGGAUGUGACGAGUAUCUGGUCCUGUGUGCUUGUAUAAUAUAUACAUGCAUACACACACACACACGCACACACCGUUUAUAUAUUACUUUUCCUUGUGUAUAAAAAGUAUAUAUAGAUAUAUGUAUAUUAACUACAAUGGUUCCGAAAUCAUUUAUGGUGAGCCCAUAUCUGGCAGAGCAGGGGCAAUAUUUGCCGCUGCUUGAGGACAAUAGAUUUAGAUAUGGUGGUGUUUUUGUUUUCUUUGCUGGAGUGUGGUUAGAUUCCAGCAGCCUCUUCCUCGUGUCGUCUCUAUUAAGGCUGAAGAUGGAUUUAGGGCAUCGCUCUAUUUCCCCCCCCCCCCCCCCCGUCUUUCUACCGACUCAGUCUGUAACGGUGUUUCUGUGACGGUGCAGUGUCUAGACAAACUUCUCCCCCACCCUCGGUCUCGCUCCUCCUCUUUCUCGCCGGCUCCGUGAAGAAGUCGAGGUGUUUCUGAACGCCGUGGUUCCCUCGGCUCGCCUCCCGGCGGUCUCGUGCGUUGUGACCACCGACUCCAGUGUAAGCCUCUCGCCUUCUCUCUCCGCCCGCCGCACAUAGAGCCACUCGGUACAGUCCAGGCGUCUUAUUCACAGACAAUACUCACUACAUAACACGCACACACACACACAAAAGAAGAAAAGAAAAAGCAAAAAAGAAUUUGUAAAUACAGUAUAAAUGCUCCUCACCAAAAUUCUGACUUGUAUGUUUUUUUUGUUUUGUUUUCUGUUCUGUUGAUUUACUUUUCUCCAUGUGUUACCGGUAUGUAUAUAUGUAGACCCGUGUACUGUUUAUGAGCAGAAACAAAGAUGACAAAGGGUAUGGAAAGACGUGAAGAAAAAACAGAUUUUUUUCAAAACAACCGGGGGCAGAACUGAUGUUUGUGGAUGAGGACGACGACCAGCUUUAUCAGCCAUAUGUUCAACCUGACCUGUACAGUAGAUGACAGCUGUAUUAUUGUAACGAGAACUAGUCAUGUAUAGUGUAACUAUAUAGUUUGGAGUGCCUUUGCUUUCAUACACCUUCGCCUUGUUGCCCCUCGCCCCGACCGACUCGCCCUUUGGUGCUGCUGAAUGUCCUGCUACCCCGCCACACACACACGCUCAUACACACACACACACACGCUCACACACACUGUCCCACUUGAUUUCCAGCCCCUUCCACUCGCACCUCUAACUCCUCUUUUUUUUUUUCAUCGCACACGUAUUGUAAUUUACAGACAUUUAUAUAUUUUUUCCUUAAAUGGGGAAGCAAUUAGAUUAGUGUUUUAUUUUAAUAGUUUUUAUCUUGGACACGCAUGCACAUGUAUACCAUAGUUAUGGCACGGGCUCCGGGGCAUGAAGUGAAGGGUGUCCUCAUACUGUGUGUGUGACACACACCACAAUACAAUACAGUAGAGUGUCUGUUCAUCACAGUGUUGGUGCCGUUACCAAAAGCCAAACUAAGUCGUAGUUGUGGUGAGCCGUCCUCCGAGGCGGUGGUCUCUCUGGAUGUGUUGUUGUUGAUCUGUCCUCUUGCCUGGGGGGGGGGGGGGGAUUCAGUAGCACCGAAGGUCGAGUCUCGGAGCCUCUCUCUCUCUCUCUCUCUCGUCUCCUGCUUGCUGUAAUUUUGCAUUCAUGGACGUGUUGCUAACCACCACACAAGUUUGACCACCUCACCCCCCCCUCCCCCCAACUCCAGUGCAGUAAAAACACCACAGGUUUCCAAAAUAGAAGACAAGCAAGUGCACACGCUCGUAUAUUAAAUGAUAUUACACGAGCAUGUACACUCUGCCAACUGGGGUUAAAGAAAAGAAAAAUCAUAGAAAAUACUACAAAAACAUAUAACAGUACUACUACUUGAAUGCCUCCGUUUGUGACGGAAACGUUUUAUUUCUGUUCUCUUUUGUUGUGAAGGUAAGCUAAAUGUGCACCUCUGUAAAUAUUCCCUCUGCGUGCUGAGGAAUAGUUCCCUGGUACUGUAAUUUGCAUUAAAUAAAGAGUAGGAUAGCCUGGAAAUGAU
This is a messenger RNA of Pseudoliparis swirei, 4932 nucleotides long. It is a transcript of the gene gsk3ba, whose product is annotated as glycogen synthase kinase 3 beta, genome duplicate a. Gene Ontology annotation, biological process: regulation of microtubule cytoskeleton organization; extrinsic apoptotic signaling pathway in absence of ligand; regulation of neuron projection development. Gene Ontology annotation, molecular function: ATP binding; beta-catenin binding; tau-protein kinase activity. The record is from RefSeq and is a predicted model, not a curated record. The coding region runs from base 838 to 2103 and encodes 421 amino acids. The transcript is spliced from 11 exons. Gene Ontology annotation, cellular component: nucleus; glutamatergic synapse; beta-catenin destruction complex. Lineage: Eukaryota; Metazoa; Chordata; Actinopteri; Perciformes; Liparidae.